Symbiodinium natans is the source of this 1062-nucleotide messenger RNA. The record is from the annotation of a GenBank genome assembly. Lineage: Eukaryota; Dinophyceae; Suessiales; Symbiodiniaceae.
AUGGGCCAAACAACUGGCUGCUGCCAGGCAACUGCGGAGGCACAGCCUGUUGAGCAGCUUGAGCCGGUAGUUGCACCACAGGACCAGCUGACACACGGCUUUGUGGACAUUUUGAACAAGGACGAAGUCAGCACGAACACGUUACCAGCAAAGGCUGACGAAGAGAACCUUACGAAGCGAGCUCUCGAGGAAGCAGAGCGACAUCUUCGUGACUUCAACCUUGACAGGGCAGAUGAAGUCUUGGGGACGGCUUUAGAGCAGCUGAGCGAGGCUUCCGCUGAGAGACUUCGCAGCGCUGAAACUUUUCGCCGUGUGCAGCGGCAUUUGGGCCAAUACGAACUGGCCAAGGACAUGUUGGCCAGUGACGAUUUCGAGUUGCUGUGGCAGCAGGAUGGCACCCGAAUGGAAGUGAAGAGGGACCCGUGCUGCCGCGUCUUUGAGUACCGGCUCGUGAUUGAUCUUGAGCAGCCGCUGAGUCAGGCUGUGUCACACUUCGAGGAGGUGGACCUCAUCCACAAGGUUCAAAAGCAGCUGUGCCAGCCGGUGGAAACUCUCGGAAGCGGGUCUCCAUGGCAUAAGGCGUAUAUGAUGUGCUUCAGCAUUGCAGUCUUGCGCAUCGAGGUGCUGCAUGAGUUGUUCCGGUACCGUGACAAGACGAAUGGCGUCCUCUUGGAGGGCGUUUGUACUGAAUUUGACCAUACAGCCUUGAACGUCCCGGCCAAAUCCUGGCGGGCUAUGCGGCCGUGGAACAUAGCGGCAAACCUCUGGAAGCCACACGAGGAUGGAUCUGGCAGGACCACCUUCAUCCACGUUUCCCGUGCGGAAGCUGGGAUGACGUUGGCUUCUUGGAUGCUGGACACGGCGGCAUACUUCGUGGCACGCGGAUUUGCGGCUGACGUUCGCAAAGCUGCUGCCGAAGCCUCUGUGCCUGGUAGCCCAUGGAUGGAGCGCAUCAACGCCGACAAGGACGGCUUUUAUGCUGAACUACGUGAGAUUGAGAAAGUGAGAAGCACAGUGCCUUGGGAUAAACGUGCCCUUGCUGCAUGUACGUUGCGUUGGUAG